GAUGUCGGGGACCCGCUGCCAGGCGCUGUACCCCUUCUCCGGGGAGCGGCACCGGCAGGGGCUGCGCUUCGCGGCGGGUGAGCUGAUCACGGUGCUGCAGGUGCCAGACGGCGGCUGGUGGGAAGGGCAGAAGGAAGACGGGCUGCGAGGCUGGUUCCCGGCCAGCUACGUCCAGCUGCUGGAGCAGAAACCCCGAAAGGCAGCUCCUCAGCCAGGAGAAGACACCAUGAACGGCCACCUUCCCCCCGGCUGGCAGAGCUACAUGUCUCCCCAGGGUCGCAGGUACUACGUGAACACCUUCACAAAUGAAACGACGUGGGAGCGGCCGAGCAGCGUGCCUGGCACUCCAAAGAGCCCUGUGUCACAGAAGAGUUCUGCAGUGAAUGGCUACUACAUCUCUGGCUCCCCAGUACACCAGCUCGACUCAGGUCAUAUGAGCCUCCGAAAAGCCAGCGGGGACCCCCAGAUCAACUGUGUGACUUUCCCCCACCCUGACGUAAUGCCAGAGCAGCAGUUGCUGAAACCUUCAGAGUGGAGCUACUGUGAUUAUUUCUGGGCAGAUAAGAAGGACUCACAAGGGAACAAUACAGUGUCGGGAUUUGAAAUUCUUCUUCAAAAGCAACUUAAAGGGAAACAAAUGCAGAAAGAAAUGGCAGAGUUUGUUCGAGAAAGGAUAAAGAUUGAGGAGGAAUAUGCUAAGAACCUGUCCAAACUGUCUCAGAAUUCCUUGGCUGCUCAGGAAGAAGGCACACUGGGAGAAGCUUGGGCUCAGCUCAAGAAGAGUUUAGCUGAUGAAGCAGAGGUUCAUCUCAAAUUUUCUUCCAAGCUUCAGAGUGAGGUGGAGAAACCCCUGCUCAACUUCAGAGAGAACUUCAAGAAGGACAUGAAGAAGUGUGACCAUCACAUCGCAGACUUGCGGAAGCACCUGGCCAGCCGCUACACAGCUGUUGAAAAGGCCCGGAAAGCCUUGACAGAGAGGCAGAAGGAUCUGGAAAUGAAAACACAGCAGCUAGAGGUGAAACUCAGCAACAAGACAGAAGAGGAAAUCAAGAAGGCCAGACGGAAGUCCACCCAGGCAGGGGAUGACCUGAUGCGCUGUGUGGAUCUUUACAAUCAAGCCCAGUCCAAGUGGUUUGAGGAGAUGGUGACCACCACUCUGGAGCUUGAGAGACUAGAAGUUGAAAGGGUGGAGAUGAUUCGGCAGCAUCUGUGCCAGUACACACAGCUGCGGCACGAGACAGACAUGUUCAACCAAAGUACAGUAGAACUUGUGGAUCAGUUGCUUCGGAAAGUGGAUCCUGCCAAAGACAGGGAACUGUGGGUAAAAGAACACAAAACUGGAGAUAUCCGACCUGUGGACAUGGAAAUAUAGACUGAUCUAUAGUUGGAUGUGCUGAGUCCACUGAAUUAAGCAGGCUAACGAUUGUUUUUAAGGGUCAAAAGAGCAUAGGGAAAAGGUUGUUUCACUACCAGACAGACACCUUGUAAUUCAUGCCUGUAUGGGCUCUCUCUGUUCCAUUUAGUCAUUACAAUGGUCCUCGUUGUGCUAAGCCUUAAGCACCAGACAUUCCAGGGUGAAAAAACCAGAUGUGUGCUUCCCACCAGAGGUUCCCAAUUGCACGCAGCUUCCAGGAGAAAUCUGCUUCCUGGCACAGAAAGUGCUCUGUUCUUCAGUGACUUUGUGCUCCACCUCUUGCAUGACUAUCUCUAUAGGGUAUGUUAGAACAACCACACAGAGAGCCUCUGGCCAGCAAGGAGAUAACUGAUUAUGAUGCAGGAGGCAAGAAAGGCCUGAUCAUGAAUCCCAGGUCUAUCACUGACUGCCCUCAUGGCCAUAGGCAAGUCAAUUAACUUUCCUGGCUCCCCCAUUUAUAAAACCUGUGUAUCUUGCAGCACUGCUGUGUGAAUACAUUGCUUUUCAUAUAACACUGUCUUUCACCACGGCAGUGAAGUGAUGGCCCUUCUCCCAAAAUCCAUGGAGAAGAUUCCUGUUCUUCCUGUUUUAUACUCCCUCUCAGGGAUACAUAAACCCAUUUUCAUGAUUUCUGUUGUCGGCCAGUCGAUAAGUUUGAAAGUGUUACCAUCACAAUUUUUUAUCAGGAAAGACUUGGUUGUACUAUACCUACCUCAUUAGCUGUCAGAGUGCCCUCAAUGACAGAAGGAGGUCAUAUUCCAAGGAAUAAAUGAGAUGUUUAAAAUCCUCUCCUGCUCAUGCAAGGUGUUUUUCCACAGAAUCUCCUUAAAGGUAGUCCUCUAAUAGUUUACUUGGGAUUCAGGUUAAAAUUUCCUUUGUUGGUUUCUUCAGGUGAAUAUCACAGACUUUAGGUAUUUUUAAUUACCGGGUUUGUCCCGCUAAAUUUUGGCUUUUGUCUUUUUGGAGCCUGAUUUUCAAAGGUGCCAUGAAUGUGAUGCUAGAUUGCAUUCAGUGUAGAUGUAGGUGCCCAGCACUUCUGUACCAUCAGAGUCUUAACCUGAGUUUUUUUUCUAUGUUACCCUUACUGCAAACCACCAAAAAUUCAACACUGCUCUUAGAAAAUAGUGUUAUGUAGUUUGGGGGCUGGUUUUGAAAAGGUAUUUAUUUUCUUCUGCUGUUAUUUCUGAUUGAGUAUUCAGUGUUGCUGUUAAUGUAUUUUUUCAGCAUUUCAUACAAUGCAAAAAUUCUUCAGAUUCUUGCUUUAGAUCCAGGACAAAUCUUGAUUCUCACCACUGUGGCCUUUAUUCAGUGUUUACUGUGGUCUUAGCUACAAUAUCCCAAAUCAUACUAUUGCAUUUGAUCCACAGUUUUGCUCCAUUUUAUCUCACUGUUACUGUCUUUUUCUCCCCAGGCCCAGAACUGCAUCCUUCCUUCGUUCUACUCUUUCAGGUUUUUGUUCACCAUCCUCCAAAUGCUGUCAUUAGAUCAUUGGGAGUCAAUAUUCCUCUUUACAAAUACAAACUGAGACACAGAAGAGUCUUAGCUGAAGCAUGUUUAUAACAUUGCUGCAGUGUUUAAUUUGCUGGUUUAUUAUUUCAAACAGAAUUCUCUUGCAUUCUUCUAUUGCUCCCUUUUUUUCAACCAUCUCUUUCCUAGUACAGGUCCAUUCCUGUAUUGCAAAUGCCUUCACAACCCACUCCUCUGCUGCUUCGUUAACCUUUACAAACCUUUGGCAUCCUUUGCAUGUUGGCAGGUGUAGUGCCAUGACUGCUGCAUGCUCAGGAUCCCUGCUCCUGGUGUGACACUUCCUCUUCUGCACCUCCCCUGCACACCUGGGAAUUUGGACCGCAGUUUUAUUCUUGGUGUUGGAAGAGCACACUGUGAUGUGAGCCUCCCCUAAGUUCCUGCACAGACCAUUGCAACACCAGUUGAAGUGUUUGGUUUGUCUGAGUGUCCUUGAGCUCAGUGAGAGCCUCCUUCCCUUCUUCCCUCAAGCAGGGCAGUUGAUGAUCUCUCCUUUCCAGUCUUUCUACUGAUUCACUCUCUGCCCUACCAAUUUUUGGCCAUAUCAGUGUAUACUUCUCCUAACUCAUAUCUUGCACUUCAGAGGACAGGCACUUUUUUAUUUCUUAAGCCACAAAUGCAGGUUGAACUUUCAAAACUUUGGUGGCCAAAACAAUGUGAACACAUGAAAGCUGCAUUGCAGAUUGCCCCCUGUUCUAGGCUCUGUUGGAAAUUGAAAUGAGCAAUCUUGACAAUGCCUCAGCACAUUCUUGUUUUGAUUGCAAAACAGAACUAGUUGUGCACUUUAUACAGUAUUCUCCUUAAUAAAUACAAUAUAUACUAUAUAUAUAUAUAUAUAUAUACAAAUAUAAUAAAAUAACCUGAAAUACUCUGUUAGCAAUUACACUUUAUUUUUCCUCUAUCUUUAAAGAUGUUUGUUGCUUUAUCUAUUUUGGACUGGAAAUUCUGUGUCCAUUAGCACAGGUUUCUCUGGGGACUAUAACAUGUUUUGAUUCCUCUGCUAAGGUGUAUUUUUGCUGCUCUGAAUUCUUAGUUUGGGUUUUUUGUUUCUGUUAGUGUGUUUGGCUUUCUGUUUGUUUGUUUGGGGGGUUUUGGGUUCUUUUUAGUUUUUUUUUACUUUUGGUUUUAUUUCCUGGUAGUUUUCCUGCUUCUAGCUCUUGGUCCACUUGAAAUAUUUCAGGGAUGUGAGUUGCCCAGAGCUGUAAUUCUCCUGGUGGAGUCUGUAUCUCUUUUUCACUUCAGUAACCAGAGGAGAGCGCAGGUACCUGGCUGUGGAUCUUCCCCAGCCCCAGAAGACUCCGGGUUCUGCUCCACGACAGGAGAAAUGCUUCAUCCACAACACUUCCACCUGUAUUCAGUGCAAAUUUUGCUGUUGCUUGUAAACAGUUUUCAGCUCAUUUCUUUCAAAAGAUGAUUUCCUUCUUGAUAUGACACUGCAGAUCUCUGUUACCUUCUGGCUCACUCCCUUCUCUGAUGGAUUUUUGGGUUGUGUGAUGCUUUACAGGUCAGUGCGUGCUGGAGUUCCUUUGCUUCUAACAGGCAGCAUCUUCAAAGAGGGUAGUGGCACCUUUAAAGGAGAGCAAGGGUUCCUGCUCUCACAGGUGACUUUAGGAGUUUCAGCAGUGCUCUGUUUGUCUUCCACUGAGUUUCAAAAAUGCAGCAAAAUCCAAUCUGUCUUCAUGCUCCCCCUAAACAGCUGCUUGAUCAGACUUGGUGUUUUAUUUAAAUCCUAGCAUGUGUGGAUGCUGCAUGAUGCUGCUGCUGUGUAACUGAGUAACGGAAUACCAAACCAAGUCUCUUUCCUCCAGUACUGAGCAUCAUCUCAUUUCAUCUGGCAGCUCACACUCCUGGUGUGAGUUUUUGCUGGUUUAGUCACUGUGGGGUUCAGAUUGGCAGGGUUAUCUCACGUCUCUGUAUGCUCUGAGGUCCCAGAGCAGGUCAGUUCUUAGUUAACACUUUGCUUUCACUGGCAGAGGUACAACAAGGGGGGAUUUUGCUCUGGUGCUCAGCAGGUAGCUCUGUUUGCCCAGGUCUGUUAAGCCACCUGUGUUUUGGGAGUGGAGCCACACCUGUGAGCUCCCUCGUGCUCUGAGCAAUGCUGUCACACACUUGUCCUGUUCUGGAGGGCUCUCUGGCAAUCUCACUUUCAGCCAGAGACUUUUGGCCCUUCUCUUAGCAAAAGGGCUUCCAAAUUCCAUGGCUUCAGAUCUGUUUGGUGUCCUGAGUGCCAGAGCUCAGUGGUGAGUGUGCUUGCCAGCUGCACCCUCAGCUGCCACACAGAAUGAGAACUUUUUGUCCAUCAUCCAGACCUUCCUGCCUGUGUCUUCAAAGCACAGUUGAAAAUCUUUCUCUCUAAGGUAUUCUUUCAGCUUAUUUCCUACCAGAACUCAUUCUGGAUCCAGUGCUGUUGGCUGAUUCCUGUAGGAGUUUAUGAGCUGAAAGCAGUGAGUCCUUUACCACACGGGCCAAAUGCACUCUUCUCCCAUUAGCAGCAAGAUUCCAGUUUCUUUCUUGGAGCAGUAUCCCAAAAAGGCCUAAUUUUCACUUUGCCAACCUGCUCCAGAUUCAGUCAUCUCUCUGACUCACGCUUGUUCAUCACUUCUAUAGGUUGGACAUCUUUUGGAAGACUUUGGUUGCUCCCUUGUAGGGAUGUUAGUUCAUUAUUGGACACUGGAAAUAUAGAAGAUAGCUUUAAUUUUAUUUUUUUUUUUUUUAGUUUUAAAAUACUGUAACAGCAGUGAAAAUCAUACAGAAAUCCCUGUUAUGUUUCUAGACUCCCUUUCUCCCUGUGCAGCCCCUCCUGAGCUGCUGGAGUGCAGCUGUGCUCCCCCUUAUUGCACAGGUAAACACUGAAGUCACUUCCUUGAGUGCCUGCCAGGCAGGUUGCAAACUUGUGCACUGCUUCUUUUUCCCUUUAUGCAGAUAUUUUUAAUUUGCUUGGGUUGUUUUGGGUUUUUUUUCUCCUAACAGGAAUUUUCACAGCAUUCAUGGGAAACUUCUAUAUGCUCAUAGCAGUUGUAGUUUCUCAGGCUUUGUUAGAACUUCCUACAAUUGUCCCUGUUUUUAAUUUCAUUAUUUAAAUAUUGGCUGCAAGUUAGGCUUGUUGUGUAGAAAUGGGCAUUCUUCACCUGUUCUUUGAAAGUGCUUUGAAAAUUGGAAUACAGCAGGGAGCUAAGAGAUAAGACUCUUUGAAAAUCAGGCUAACAAACAAAAAUGCAUAAACCUCUUUUUUCCUUACUUGUGCUCAAGUACACGGAUAAAGUAAAUCUCAAGAAAUGAGAAAUAGUUAACGUGUAGUUGCUCUCUGUGCAGCUGCCAACAGCUCCAGUAGUGUUCUUGUGUGGGGCUGCAGUCAGAACACACCUCUGGAGUAUGGACCCACAGGUCCUGAUGCAGCUGUAAAAACCCAAAUCCAUAAUUCAGUGUCAAAGUAGCUCUGCCCAUUUAUUUCUUCAGUCACACACAGGGAGAGAAAGGGCACUGCUUAGCCAGGUGGGUCCUUCACUACCAAGCACCUUAAGAAAUCCACACAAGCACUUUGAAGGUCCCCCUGGAAUGAGUAGAUGUGACUUCUUGAUGUGAUUAUUUGAUGUUUCCUUCUGAACUGAAAACAGAUUUACUGUUUCACAGUAUCUGGUGUGCCCUUGGCCACUAGUGCAGCCUGCUGUGUCUGUUCCCAGAGGCAGCAGCAGACUCUGGUGUCCUGAGGGCAGUCCUGGUCACCCUGGCAUUGCUCUCAUUUGGCAAUUACGUCUUCAAAAGACAGUGCCAAAAAGGCAGUUUUCAAAAUAAUGAGCUUUUCAGUUCACAGACCUCUCUGGAAAGCCUGCAGGCUUUUUGCUAACCCAGUGUGUGUUGAAAUGGGAGAGUGGCGUGGCAGAGGUUGCUGAAGCAUUGGCUCUGAGGAGUUCCUGCUGUGUGGACAUCUCCUCCCACCCUCUCACAGGGAUGGGGAACAGCCCCCAGGCAUCCUGUGUGCACCAGAGGAGCCUGCUGGUCACAUCUGUCUUAACCAGGUGGGCAAGAGGCACAGAUAAAUUCAGUUUAGAGCAGACACAUAGGGCAGGAGGAUCAUUACCUCAGUGGCAUCUCUCUCAGACCCUGAUGGGCCCCUUCCUUCUCCCAGUCCUGCUCAGCACUUGAAAAUCAGUGCUGAAAUGUGUCUGUUGCUUGAUGCAGAGGUGUCCAGCUCUCACCUGGUUGCACCCAUGGAAGACCAGCAGGUGCCAGUGCUGCCCUGGGCACUGGGGAAGGGCUCUGGCAUUUGGCUGCCCAGACCCCAGGGCAGCUGUGCUGAGGCUGCUGUGCCUCAGGAGCCUGGAGCACACAGCCCUGCUUUGCACAGUGGGAAUGAAGUCUUUCCUGGCAACAAAUCUUGGUCUUUUCCUCAGAAUCAUUGUAAGAAUAACAGCCAUUGCUUUGUCUUACAGUAGAUUUUAUUCAUACAAGUGUUGCAUCUUUCAACUCCUUAUUGUACCCUCUCCAUUGUUACUGUAGCCAGCCCUUCAUCAGUGAAAUACAACACUUUUCAGGACCUUUAAAUUUGAAAUUUUAUAGAAUAUAUCUGUUAUUUCAAUGUGCUGACCAAACUUCAUGCUUUUGGGUGUUUUCUGAGAGUUUUAAGAGCUUUUUUGGAGAGGUUGUUUUGGGUUUUAUUUUGGAUUUUUUUUAAUCAGCCACAAGGUUUGGAAGUGUAAAAACUUCUUUCUGUGCUACCCACAGUUUCUUUUUCCUUCCUGGAUUUUUUUUUUUUUUGAAGGGACCAACACAUAGCACAAUUUAACUUAAAUUUCUAAUCCCAUGCAUUCCUCAAGGCAGAAACCUUUUGUGCCUAUUGAUGCUUCUGAAUUUAAGAACUGUACGUGGAUAAAAUUUUUCAUAGACCAAUAAAAAAAUUAAGUCUUAGAUUAACCACUUAAUCACAGAAGAAAACCACGUAUGGAUUUGAGACAUUCAAAUUUAAUUCCCUCAACUUACAUUAAGUUGAACUAUUUCAGGUGUGUUAUAAGAGACAAACUCAGUGGAUAUUCAGAACAAAAGUUUUCCAGCUGCUCUAUCUAGGUUCAGUGAGUGGACAGGACUAAUUUUGAAUAUAUAUCAGGACUAUAAUUUUGAAUAUAUGCAGGCUUUUAGGGCUACUGACUUAACAAAUAACUGAGUAAUGUUUGUAUCUCAACCCUAUUAAAAUUCUGCUAGUAGAUCCCCUUGAAGUGCCUCUUUAAACAGUAUCUGCUACAAGCACGUGAAGAAUACACAGAUUCACCCUCCAAAUUGCCAAACCUCAGGAGCAGCCACUGUGCACAGAUCUGGGCAGGAAUCUCAGCCCCUUCCUUGCUCUGAACUGUGCACCCCUUUAGGACACCCACAUGUCCAGGAGACCUGCCUUUGGAUCUGAUAAUUUGCUGUCCAGCUCAGGCAUUCUAAACUCUCAAUCCUGAGAAUGGAAUGGAAAAGAUUAGACUUAAAAGCAACUGCAUUGAAGCUAAUCUUUGGACCCAUCCUUGGGUUCAGUAGAAUAAGCAGGGAAUUCUGCAUAAAAACACUAUGCAUAAAAGAGUUGUUACACUUCACUGCAUAAAAAUAAUUUAUAAUAAUUAUAAUAAUAAAAGCCCACCACUUUUUUUUUAUUAUUUUUUUUUACAGCAGUUGCAGAGAAGAAACAUUUUAGUCCUGGAACUCAAAAGCUGAAUGUGAUUUCAGGGAUCUCACACAUAAUGAUCAAAGUCAUGUUAAUCCCAGAAUUUGGGAAUGAUUGACCUGAAAUCCCUUGUUCCUUUGGAGUUUUUUGAUGAAAUGGCUGAGAUUAUCAGAAUAACCUAAGGAAUUUGGAAGUCCAUACUCUGUCAGGUCAAAAACACUCUUUAGGGGCAGCAGCCUCUAUCCAUUAUGAAAACAGCAGGUACUAGUGUUGGACAAAAAUGCUUUUUUCUCCUUUGAUGAUUUCCUUGUUUUCUGCAACACAAGACAGUGUGAGAAUUCCACUGGGCAGUUCUGCAGACACUUUAGCAGCAGGGAUUCACAGGCAGGCCAGAUUUAUCAGUCAUACACUAAACCAGAGUUUUCUACCAAAAUAAAAUUGCUUAUUUGGUUCUUUUUGUGUAAGUUUUCCUAAAUACUUCUAAAUUUCUAGGAAAGAUGUCUUUUGCCAGUACUAAUGGCUUGUUUUUAAAGAUGCUUAACCAAAAUUUUAUAACUUCCCAUAAAUUCUGGCUGACUAGACCCCUUAUAAAUAGUUUAUUGAUCAUGCAGCCUCUGUCUGGGUUACUAGUAAAUCUUGGAUCAUUGUGGAAAUUACAGGAUGGCUUUUGUUCCCUAAGGAUAGAUGAAGGAAUCGUUUACUGAACUGAAAUUGAAUGAAGAAAAGAUUUAAGGGGCAGAUCUUCAGCUCUGGUAAAGUGGCAGGGUUCAGUGGAAGCUACUUGAUGUCAGCUGUGGAUCUUGUCCUUCAGUGUUGAAGGCAUUUCCUAUAUGUAAUUUUUCUGUCUUACUGUAAAACAAUUUCAUAUGGUUAAACUGUAUUUUCCUAUAUUGUUCUGCAAGUUUAUAUACACCAUAGUGCUCAUCUCAUCUCCUGUAAAAUAAACUGUACAGAGACACAUUGA
This is a messenger RNA of Cyanistes caeruleus (blue tit), 9540 nucleotides long. NCBI's taxonomy places the organism in Eukaryota, Metazoa, Chordata, Aves, Passeriformes, Paridae. The record is from RefSeq and is a predicted model, not a curated record.